This is a messenger RNA of Colius striatus (speckled mousebird), 3900 nucleotides long. RefSeq names its product von Willebrand factor A domain containing 5B1 (gene VWA5B1). The coding region runs from base 16 to 3900 and encodes 1294 amino acids. The transcript has 21 exons. The record is from RefSeq and is a predicted model, not a curated record. Lineage: Eukaryota; Metazoa; Chordata; Aves; Coliiformes; Coliidae.
CAGCCCCUCGGGAAGAUGCCAGGGCUGAUCAACCUCAGGACCCUCUCCCCGCUGCCCCUGGGUGCCUCGGAGGUGACCUCAUGUGUCAGUGGCUAUGCCUUUGGGAUGACAGCUCUGCUCACCUACCACAACCCAGAAGCACAAGCUUUUGAAGGUCUUUUUGUCUACCCCUUGGAUGAAUCCACCACUGUGGUUGGGUUCGAGGCAGCCGUGUCCCACCGUGCUGUGACAGUGCAGAUCAAAGACAAAGCCAAGAUAGAUGACACAUAUUCCACCAGCUGCAGCCUCCCUGAUGGAAGAGCUCGUGAUGGGAGUGGAAGGAUGACGAUGGAUGAAGACUUGGAGAGGAUUGUUUUUGUGGCCAACCUUGGCACGAUUCCUCCCCUGGAAAGUGUCUCCAUCUUCAUCAGCACUUCCUCUGAGCUGCAGACACUGCCCAGUGGGGCUGUGAGGGUCCUUCUGCCAGCUGUGUGUGUCCCCAGGCUCUCCCAGCCCAGCCUGGAGAAUUCCAGUGGCCUUUCCAGCCACCACCUCCGAACGGACAAGCAGCGCUGUGGGUCGGGGAGCCCGGAGCAAGGGAGCAGGUUGUGCCUGGCUCAGCUGCUGGAGAGGGAGGCCACCAACCCCUCUGAGUAUGAGUUCAGCUUCCACCUGGAGAUCCGUGGGCCUUGCCUGCUGGCAGGCGUUGAGAGCCCCACGCACGAGAUCCGGGCAGACGCCGACCCCUCCGCUCGCUCUGCCAAGAGCAUCGUCAUCACCUUGGCCAACAAACACACCUUUGACAGACCUGUGGAGAUCUUGAUCCAUCCAAGUGAGCCCCACAUGCCUCAUGUCUUAAUGGAAGAAGGUAACAUGACGCCCGCAGAGUAUGAGCGACACCUGAAGGGGAAGAAUGAUUUCAUUAAAGGCACCAAGAAGGACCCAAGUGCUGAGAAAAAGAUGGAAAUCAUCAGGAAGCGCCUGAGCAAAGACAUCCCCCACCACCCUGUCAUCAUGCUCAACUUCUGCCCUGACCUGAGGACCAUCCAGCCAGACCUCCAGAAAGCCCAAGGAGAGUUUAUCUUCCUCGUGGACCGCAGCAGAAGCAUGAGUGGCGUCAACAUCAACCACGUCAAGGAUGCUCUGUUGGUCAUUCUCAAGAGCCUGAUGCCAGCAUGUCUCUUCAAUGUCAUUGGGUUUGGGUCCACCUUCAAGCCUCUCUUUCCUGCCAGUCGGACUUACUGUGAGGAGAGCUUGGCCAUUGCCUGUGAGAGCAUCAAGUCCAUCCGUGCUGACAUGGGUGACACCAACAUCUUGUCACCUCUCAAGUGGGUCAUUCGACAGCCCAUCCACAGGGGCCACCCCCGGCUGCUCUUCCUGCUGACAGAUGGGACCAUCAACAACACAGGGAAGGUCCUGGAGCUGCUGAGAAACCAUUCCUGUUCCACCAGGUGCUACAGCUUUGGCAUGGGGCCAAAGGCCUGCAGGAGGCUGGUUCAGGGACUGGCUGCCGUGUCCAGGGGCAUCGCUGAGUUCCUGGCAGAGGGCGAGAGGCUGCAGCCCAAGAUGAUCAAGGCUCUGAAGAAGGCGAUGGCACCGGCUCUGAGCGACGUGUCCGUGGAGUGGCUCUUCCCUGAGAGCACUGAGGUCUUGGUUUCCCCCAUCAGCAGCAGUUGCCUCUUCCCUGGUGACCACCUGGUUGGCUACAGCAUCAUCUGUGACACCUCCCUGUACACCUCCAACCCCAGAUGUGACAAGAGGCGGCGUUACAGCAUGAUGCGAUCCCAAGAGUCGGGCAGCUCUGUUUUCUUUCACUCCCAGGAGGAAGGAGCAGGCAUGGAGAGCUGGAACCACUCCAGAGACUCAGAGGGCUGCUGCCCUGAUCAGCUGGUGGUGGGCAGAGAUCCUGGGGGAGAAUCAGACACAGACACUGGAGUGGAUGUGAAGGUUUCCUCCAGGAGACGAGCAUACAGCACCACCCAAAUUGCUGACCAGGAGCCUUGCAAGAAGGUGCCAACAGCCAGUGACCCUGGCACUGCCCUGCCCAAAAAUCCCCUGCGGAAAACCCACCUGCAGGACCUGCAGCAGCUCAGCCCUGAGCCCUGGCAGCUGCAAUUCCAGCCCUUUGCAGGCAGCUGGCUUGGCUGUGCCUCCAGGCUCCGUGGCACAGGAGCCCGGCGCCCGUCCCUCCUGCCCCGCAGCCGCGCGUCCUCCUGCCGCCACGCCGACUCCCCGCCCGUGCCCACCGGGCUGCAGCAGGGGGCUCCAGGAAGGCCUUUGGGACCACUGGAUGCCAACAUGAGCCUGAGAUCUUCAUCAGACAGCCGGAGCCCCGGGGAUCUGGAGUCUGAGCUGCAUCCUUCCUUUACAUUUGAAACAGAGACCUCCUGUGACUGGGAGCCCCAGGACCCGGAGUUCAGCGCUGCCCGCAGCUCCCCCAGGAGCCUCUGCAAGGCCGUGGUGAAGGGGCUGAGGAGCAAUGAGCCCGUGCAGUGGGAAGUCACCUUUGAUAUCCACCCUCUCUUCCAAGAGAGGGAGAGUCAGGUGGAUGGUGACACAGAGCUGUGGAACGAGACCUUCCACCACCUGGCAGCCAAGUCAGUCAUCCGGGACUUGGAGCAGAUGGCGGAGAAGGAGUGUGAAAUCGAGCACGGGUCUGGGCGGCGGUACCAGGUCAACGCUGCCCACACCAGCAGGGCCUGCAACGUCAUCAGCAAGUACACGGCCUUCCUGCCAGUGGACAUGGGCACCAGGGCCUACCUGCCCACCCUCAUCCAGUACCCCCACUCAGGGGCAGCAUCCAAGCAGGGCAGCCAGAGGAGCCUGAGCUCAGGAGACAGGAGGCGUCGUGCUUUUUCCCCUGGACGUCCCCAGUCAGCCUGUGGCCAGAAUGGAGAUGAUGGAUUUUACAGCAUGAGUGCAGAGGAGAGCAGCCUGUCACCCUGCAGCACCCCUUCUUCCUCUGCCUGGGACCGCUGCAGUCUCCCUGAAGGGCCAUUACACAGCCUGUCUGCUUCCUCUGCACAAGCCCAAAAGUCCAUUGAGAGCCUCUUUGCUGCUAGGCUGACCCUCAGUAAAAGCAGACUGCUGAUUCGAGCUGCCAAAGGCUUCAUGAGUAAAUCUCCAAGCAGAGGGAGCGAAGCCAGCUCUGAGGGCGACAAUGAGAAUGCAGACUACCUUCCCUUGGUGUCUCUGCAGCUGGCCUGUGGUGCCUUCCUCCUGAACUCUGCCUUCUGCCACGCCGUCAGCAUCCCCAUGGAGAAGCUCAAGUGGACGUCUCCCUUCGCCUGCCACCGCCUGGCCCUCAGCCCCUCCAGCUCCUCCAGCACCAAGAAGAUCAACCCCUCUGGGGAAAACAAAAGCCUCAGCUCCAGUGGGCAGCUCCUGGUUCCCCAUGAGCAUGGGAAGAGUCCCAGCACCAGAGAUGUGGCUCUGGAGGGAACCAGCAGCCUGAGGCAGGGCAGCGGCCGCCUUCGCCACUUCUCGGGCAGCGCGGUGGAAAACAUCUCCAAAGCCCUGCAAGCUGAGAAGGAGCUUUCUCCUCCAGCCAUCACCAUCCACCCUUUCUCCUCUCCAGAGGCUGAGUGGCAAACUGACAGUGGCCAGGGCUCAGAGAGUGAGAGCUCCCAGGUGCAGGCCUUGCUGUGUGACGUGGAGCUGCAGCAGCAGACGGAGCCCGAGGGGCUGCUGUGGGCCACGGCCGUGGCCUUGGCUUGGCUGGAGCACAGCUCAGCUUCCUACUUCAUUGAGUGGGAGCUGGUGGCUGCCAAAGCCAGCCUGUGGCUGAGCCAGCAGGACUUCCCAGAAGGAUACAGCCUGGCCACAGUGAAAGCUGCAGCCCAACAGCUCUUUGUCCUCCUGCGGCACUGGGAUGAAAACCUGGAGUUCAACCUCUUGUGCUACAACCCAAGCAGCGUGUAA